Messenger RNA from Drosophila virilis, 829 nucleotides. RefSeq names its product epsilonTrypsin (gene epsilonTry). The record is from RefSeq and is a predicted model, not a curated record. Lineage: Eukaryota; Metazoa; Arthropoda; Insecta; Diptera; Drosophilidae. Gene Ontology annotation, biological process: proteolysis. Gene Ontology annotation, molecular function: serine-type endopeptidase activity.
UUAUAACGCAGCAAUAUGUUGAAAUUCGUGGUACUUCUUUCCCUGGCCGCUUGUGCCUUGGCCGGCACCGUGCCGGAGGGCCUCCUGCCCCAGUUGGAUGGCCGCAUUGUUGGUGGCUACGAGACCAGCAUCGAUGAUCAUCCCUAUCAGGUGUCGCUGCAGCGCAAUGGAGCUCAUUUCUGCGGUGGUUCCAUCUACUCUGGUGAUAUUGUGGUCACCGCCGCCCACUGCCUGCAGUCGAUCACUGCUGAAGAGCUGAAGGUGCGUGUAGGUACCACCUACUGGCGUUCCGGUGGCAGCGUGCACUCGGUGCGUUCUUUCAGAAAUCAUGAGGGCUACAACUCCAAAACCAUGAUCAACGAUGUUGCCGUUAUUCGCAUGUCUUCUUCGGUCAGCUUCCGCUCAAACGUUCGUGCUAUUGGUCUUGCUGAAUCUAACCCUCGCAAUGGCGCUGAGGCUGUUGUCUCUGGCUGGGGCACCACCGAGUCCGGUAGCUCUACCAUUCCCGAUCAUCUGCUGGCUGUGAACCUGAGGAUCGUUGAUCGUGAGGAGUGCGCCUCCAAGGAGUUCAGCUAUGGUAGCAAGAUCAAGGACACAAUGAUCUGUGCCUAUGCCGAGCACAAGGAUGCCUGCCAGGGUGACUCCGGCGGCCCAUUGGUCUCUGGCGGUCGUCUUGUCGGCGUUGUGUCUUGGGGCUAUGGCUGCGCUGAUGUCAAAUACCCCGGUGUCUAUGCUGAUGUCGCCCACUUCCGUAGCUGGAUCGAGAAGACCGCCGACGAGCUCUAAGCUCAAACCCUUGACAAUUCCUCAAUAAACUGCGUACAUUCAA